CGGCUUUGGGACAAACAACAAUGACUUCACUACAAGUAUUGCGCACUUGUUUUGUUCUUUUGUUUAUUUUCAGACGGUCCACAAUGAGAAUUAUAUGCACGUGCGUUGUGCUUUUUGCUGUAGCAUAUGCAUCUGCAGAAAAGAGAUUUUUGAACAACUAUGCAUGCGGAAUAACUUCAACCAUUGCCAAUUCCAUUAAGGCCCAGUUGAAGAUCGACGAAGGUUAUAAGACAGUUAUUUACAGGGACAGUAGGGGAUAUCUUACUUUCGGAAUUGGACAUCUCAUCACUCACAACGACCCCGAGUACGGGAAGCCAGCGGGAACACACGUGAGCACCUCUCGGAUCGACAGCGCCUUCCAGUCAGAUGUCACAGCUGCUGUAAAUACCUUCCAUUCCAUCUUCCCUCACUGCUCGAGUUUACCAAGAGAAGUGAAGGAAAUCAUUGUAAACAUGGCGUUCAAUCUUGGUGGAGGAUUACGUAAUUUCCAUAACUUUAUUUCAGCUGUCAACAGUCAUAACUGGAGCAAGGCUGCUGAUGAGAUGGUGGACAGUGCAUGGUACCGCCAAGUUGGAAACAGGUCUGUGAGACUUGUUGCAAGAAUGAGAGCCGUUUAAAUUCACUUAAAAACUGUGCUAUUUUUGCAGCUGAUGAAUUGUGUUUAAUCUCGAUUUAACCAGAAACACGGAGAAUAAACAAUUUUGAAAAUGA
Messenger RNA from Ruditapes philippinarum (Manila clam), 711 nucleotides. RefSeq names its product probable T4-type lysozyme 1. Gene Ontology annotation, molecular function: lysozyme activity. The transcript is spliced from 2 exons. Bases 21 to 617 code for a protein of 198 amino acids. Gene Ontology annotation, biological process: cell wall macromolecule catabolic process; peptidoglycan catabolic process. Lineage: Eukaryota; Metazoa; Mollusca; Bivalvia; Venerida; Veneridae. The record is from RefSeq and is a predicted model, not a curated record.